GGUGGCGGGGCGGUCAUGGCUUGGGGCUUAGUGUGUGGGGUGGAAGCUCUGCUGCUGCGGAGCGGCAGUUUCAUAUGGCAGAUCGUCGUGUGGAUGAUCCGGAGGUGUUACCUGCAAAGGAUGAGGUCAUGUCAGCAGUGCCUACAAACCUGCUUCUACCCGGGCCAUGUCUAUCAGAUGACCGAGGGACGACUCUGCCAGGUGCAGCUCCUGGACGACAGGAAGCUGGAGCUGUUGGUUCAGCCAAAGCUGUUAUCUCGUGAACUCUUGGAUUUGGUCUCAUCGCAUUUUAACCUUAAGGAGAAGGAAUACUUUGGGUUCACCUAUGUGGAUGACACUGGUCAGUGCAAAUGGUUGCAGCUGGACCGCAGAGUGCUGGAACAUGACUUCUCCAAGAAAUCAGGGCCUAUUGCUCUUCAGUUCCUGGUGAGGUUUUAUAUCGAGAGCAUUUCACUUCUAAAGGAACACACAACUGUGGAGUUAUUCUUUUUGAAUGCUAAAUCUGCCAUCUAUAACGGUGACAUUGAGGUGGAAAGUGAGCUGGUUUUUAAAUUAGCUGCUCAUGCACUGCAGGAAUCUAAAGGAGACUAUACAAGUGAUGAAAAUACCCGAGUAGAGCUGAAGAAGCUUCCAGCAUUGCCCACAAAAGUACUGAAGGAGCAUCCAUCUCUAGCAUACUGCGAGGAGCGUGUGAUUGAGCACUACAAGCUGUUGAAAGGGCUCUCCAGAGGGCAGGCCAUUGUGCAGUAUUUGUCCCUGGUGGAGUCACUGCCCACAUAUGGAGUGCAUUAUUAUGAAGUGAAGGAUAAGCAAGGUAUUCCAUGGUGGCUGGGCAUCAGCUAUAAAGGCAUAGGACAGUAUGACCACCAGGAUAAAGUAAAACCUCGAAAGCUCUUCCAGUGGAAGCAGUUGGAGAACCUGUACUUCAGAGAGAAGAAGUUUGCUGUGGAGGUGAAUGACCCUCACAGGCGAACGGUGACUAAACGCACUUUUGGCCAGACGGGGCUGGUGAUCCACACUUGGUAUGCCAGUCACUCAUUGAUCAAAACCAUCUGGAUCAUGGCCAUCAGUCAACACCAGUUCUACCUGAACAGAAAACAGAGCAAAGCAAAAAUCACCACAGCCCGAAGUUUAGGAGACAUUGCGACUGACCUGACAGAGAACGGAGCAUCAAAGAUGAACAAACUGAGUGCAGCAGUGAAAAAUCAGCUCAUCAUGGCCAGUAACGGGAGUCUUGUCUCAACAGGUUCGGCUGACUCAGAAAUGAAUGAUGACCAGAAAAAAGAGAAACUUGCCGAGUUGAGAAAGAAAGAGAGAGAGAUCCAGGAUGUACUUAGCCAAAAACUGAUGGAGCUGAAGGAAAUUUGCCUGCGAGAGGCUGAACUCACUGGCAAACUCCCAAAAGAGUAUCCCCUCAUCAAAGGCGAAACCCCUCCUCAUGUUCGGAGGAGAGUUGGGACGGCCUUCAAAUUGGAUGACCUUUUCCCAUAUAAUGAGGAUCCAUAUCUCAGAAAUUUGGAGAGCCGCUUUGCGCUGCAGCAGAAAAUUGUGGAAGCGGCCAAGAAGCUCGCUGCUGAUCCUGACAUCUCUAAAUUAGUGAGGAAAAAAAGGAGGAGGAACUGUCUAGACGCCAUGCAAAAGCUGCAGGAGAUCGAAGAUGAAAUGAACCAGUACAGACUGAAGAAAGGACAAAAACCCACACAGAGAGCUUCUGUGAUCAUAGCCGAUGAACUGGCUCAGUCUGAGUGCAGCUCCCUGUGUGAUAGUCUUCCUCUAGAUGAUGAAGAUGACAGCCAGAGGCCACGUUCUCGCUCCGUCCAGUGUUCCCCGUGUCUCAGUCCUCCUCGGUCAUCAUCUGGCCUGGAAUACGACCCCGAGAGACGAUCCUCAGCCAGCGACACACACCACGACAGAGCUCUGAACAGAUUAGAUCAUGAGGUUCAAGGGCCAGGACAUUAUUACACCCCCCGAGAGGUGUUCUCUGCCCAAAGCAGUCCAUGUAAAACUUUACCCAGAAUGCCGAAGGACCCCCGCAGCUUACCGCAAACCCCCGUCAUGCCCCGUAACGCCUACAGCAGCAGCCAACUCAGGUCGGAAGGUCACAUCCGUGCUUUCCGACACCGCAGCGGCAGUUUGGAGUCUCAGUCACAACUUCUCCACUCUCACUGCGCAAACAAGUCGGUGUUCCCGCUGUCUCCUUCACGCCGUAGCAACAGCACUGAAGUGUUGGAUGACUGCUCGUCCUAUACCAGCAUGUCCAGCAUGGACUACUGCCUCCCCUGCUCGGCCACUCCUCCCUACCACACACUGGACUCGCAAUCCCACGACUACCGGCUCCACCGCAAAGUGGAGAUCUACGGCAAUACGGGGAGCAUGCCCAACUUGGUCCCUCAAAACUCCAGCUGUUACGGCUACCAGCAGAAUCACUACGGACUGACUGCCUACUAUGUGGCUGGGUAUCCCGGUUUCGAAUAUGAGCCUUGUUCUAACGGAGCUUACGUUUACGAGAGCGAACUCGAGGGUCACUAUAAUAUCAACCCCACUUACUCAGCACAUGGUUACCAGGGCCGUACUCGCAACAAGCAUUAUGGAAUAGAGGGGUCGGAUAAUUUGUCACAAAAUCCAUACGCAACUGUGAGACCCCCUAGAGGCAGGCAGGGACCACUGAAUGAGGUGUUGACCAAGAACAUGUACAAGGCAUUGGUGGCAGAGCAUUUGAAGGGAUGGUACAAUCGCAGCGCUGGGCACAGGGACCCAGGUGCCUAUCAGCUGGUGUACACCUACAAACAUGACCGAGGUUCCCAGCACAGCCUAGGCUACCAGACGCUGCCCGCACCAUUCAGCCACUCCAGCCGAACUAACUCAUUCUCCUCAGUGUCAUCUACUGCCAGCGGAGGGGGAAACUGGCAGAAUCAUUUGGCAGUGGGCCUGACUGAUGGUGAAUUGGCAGAUGUUCCCCUGAGCACUGGGGCUUACAGUCCUUCUUACAGUCGCAGCCCUACACACAACAGGUUCCCAACAGAAAGUGCCGCCUCUCACUCACCAGAGCCGGCAGAGGUGUUCGGUGCCAUGGCCAGCUGUUCCGACGCAGACCAUUAAAGAGCGCAUGAGGACAGAGCACACGAUGAUACCGCAGCAACACAACUGCUGUAUUUCCCAACUUCUGGAGGACCAAAAGACAUAUUGGCACAACAGAAAGUAGAAAGGAAACAGAAGCACCUUACCGACAGAUGUGGACAACAUGGACCUAAUUCUCUGGUGCCUUGGAAUGAGAUGUCUUUCAGUUCCAGAGUGACAGGAGAAGCCCUGUGGCCAUGCUAGUGGACAUCUAGCUGAACAAAUGACUGAACAAAAGCCCAGAACUGUCAGAGCAUCAGUGUUUAUUUGCGUUAAUACUGUGGCGAGCACAGAGAAAAAUAAGCCAACCCAAUGAGAAGUGCACACAUAUAGUGAAUGUUAUUUCAUAUUAGAGUUUCUAAGGAGAUGAAGAAACUAGCCAUAUCACAUGACCUUUUUUAUGUUGCCAUACACAGAACAGUUGAGAUAGAACUUUAAAACACUGCGAUAAAAUAAUGUAAAUAUUAUUAUGAAUGAGUGGCUGUUUUUAAAUUGUUUUUCUUAUUUUUAAUUUAUUGAGUUUUCCAUGCUUGUAGAAGUGCAUAAUAUGUGAGACAAGUGAGUCGUUGAUGCUGUAUAUACUUUGUCCUGCACAAAUUCUGUUAGAACAGCACUUGAUUGAAGUGAAGCUUGGCAAGACUGCCGAUACAAGACCCUGGAAAAUCCAGACUUUGGUUGUUCUGCUUUAAGAAAAUAAGAUGUUUUCUGUUUUUACUACAGAACACUGUAAGAAUGUUGUCAACGUUCUUAAAGGAAUGUUCCGGUUCAACACAAGUUAAGCUCAUGUAAAGCAAGCUGUCGAUUACCACACAGAAUCAUUCGCUCGUUCCUUGAACAUACAAGCGAACAUACAGACCUAACUUAAAUUUACUACAGUAAUGCACUUACAGUGGAUGUCUAGGCAAACAUUACAGAGGAAAUGUAAAGCUUGUACUUAAAGCACUUAUAUUAAUUCUUCCUUUCAAAAAUGUGUUAUAUGAACUGUAAAGUUGUAAUGAAAUAAAAUAAAAUAGAAACAGAAUAUGAAAAACUAAAUGAAAAGAAAAUGCGAAAUGUUGCCUAGACAACUAACUAAAAUCAUUUUAAGUUGGAGCACUAAAAUAAAUAAAAACUAAAACAGAAAUAAAAAUAAAUUAAACCUAUAUAGUAAAAAAAAAUAAAGCACAUAAUUACAAAAAAUGAAAUGAAAAUAAAAAAUGAAAAUGUAUAUAUAAAUAAAAGCCACUUCAAAACAUGAAAACAAUAAUAGUGCAUAAAUAAUAAUAAUAAUAAUAAUAAUAAACACUGGUUUGGAGUUGAAUAUAACUUUUCACAGAUAAGUGUUUUUUUUUCCCCCACUAGUUUUGUGUUGAUGUAAUAUUUUUGUAUAAGUUUUCUGGAAAUACUUUCAAACUUUAAAAAAAAACUUUUAUACAACAUAUACACCAUUGUGAGUGCAUUACUGUAUUUUUUUUUUUUUUUUUUACUGUGGGCGAGACCUUUUUCUUUUAUAUGUCAAAGAUCAAACUUAUAAAAGCUUGCUUCUACUACAGAAUUAAAAAAAAUUAAAAGAUAAUUGCAACUUUUUUUCUCACAAUUCUGAGUUUAUAUCAUGCAAUUCUGAGAAAAGAAGUCAGAAUUGCGAGAUAAAAUGUCGCAAUUACCUUUUUUAUUCAUUCGCAGAAUCAUGCUUGCAUACAAACUUAACUUGCACUGAGCCUGAAACAUUCCUUUUAGCCUCAUUAACAAAGCGCCCAUGUGCCAUGCUGGAUACACAGACCUCCUGCUCUGAAUGUGUCAAUCUGAUGUACAGAUUGUUAUUUCCUGUAUUGUCUGUAUUUGUGGCUUAGAAGCAUGUGAUGUACAAGCACACGUUUUAGAAAGUUAUUUGGUGUUUUUUGAACUCGAUGGUUUGAAUGUGAUUAAUGACCUUUGACCCAGCACACCUUUCAUUGGAAACUAUUCAUUCCUUGAAUUAGUCUCUCAUUUUCCAACAGGAUGUGAAUAAAAAAAAGAAAGAAAAAAAGAGGUGUAUUCAAUUGUUAUGACUUUUUACAUUACAGUGUCAUGUAUGACGCCCUCUCAGGUUGUGUUGCUGGCAACACUGACACUAAGAGUCGAUUGAUUCAUAAAGAAAAGAGCUGACAGGAAUGUCUUUUGUGCUGCAACUCCCUCGAGGACAGGGAGGAAACUGAAUGAACGUGUAACACAGGCAUUUCCUACUUGUCUUUGCUUUGCUUCCAAGAAUGCUUAAUCCACUUUCUUAUUCAUUCUAGUUUAAGCAAAACAACUAACAAGACUUCACUUGUUACUUAUGCUGCCAUGCCGACCAUAUAUUUGUAUGUAGCAGGUUCAUAUGCUGCAUGACUGGUAAUAUAAUUAUCUCAACAGUCUUUUUGGUAGAACAGUCUUGCCCUGACAAGAAUCUUUCCCAUGUUAGCUCUUGGAACACUUCACCUGUGUUGUGGUACAAAACCCAACUUAUGCAGUAAAUGCUUCCCAUGCAGAGCAGCUAUUUCACUGAGUAAUAAAACUAAUCACAGCCUUACCACAAAAAUCCAAGACAUGCAGUCCGAGAUGCAGUGCAAUUAAAAUGCACUGGAAUACCAAGAAAGAGGCUGUUAUGAUUAAAAAUAAAUACAAUUUAUAUGUAUAUGUGCGUGUUCGAAAGUUUGGGAUCGGUAAGAUUUCUUAAUGUUUUUAAAAGAAGUCUUAUAUAUGAUCAGCAAGGCUGCAUUUGUGAUCAAGAACAGUAAUAUUAUGAAUUAUUUUUUACAAUUUAAAAUAGCUGGUUUCUCUUUAUAUACAUUUUAAAUUAUAAUUUAUUCAUGUGAUGGUAAAGCUGAAUUUUUAGCAGCAUUAAUCCUGUCACAUGAUCCUUAAGAAAUCUUUAUAAUAUGCUUAUUUGCUGCUCAUUUCUGAUUAUUAUCAAUGUUGAAAACAGUUUCUGUGGAAACUAACAUUUUUUUCAGGAUUCUUUGCUGAAUAGAAAGUUAAAAAGAACAGCAUUUAUUUGAAAUUGAAAUCUUUUGUAACAUUAGAAAUGUCUUUACUGUCACUUUUUCAGCAAAAAUGCAUUAAAUUGGUCAAAAGUAUUAAUUUCUCUCCAAAAAAAACAAACAAAAAACAAACAAACAAAAAAACUGACGUCAUAUAGGAAGCUGUAUUGUGCAAAUGCAUUCUUUCAACACAUAUUGGGUUGUAGAGAACAAAUUCACUCAAUACAAACGUCAUUGAAUCUCAGGAAGAAAUGUCUCACAAAGUCAUAUUUCAGAGCAAAAUUAAAAAAAAAAAAAAAAAGCCUCUUUUCCCCAAAUUACAGUAAAAAGGAUAAUUUUUUUCCACACUAUGUUAAUAACAACAUGCUGAACUGGAAUGAAAAUGUCACAAUACAACAUAAAAAAAUCGUAAUGGUCCUAAAAAUAAGCUAUAUUUCUUUUUGUAUAAUUAAUAGUGCUGCCAAACGAUUAUUCGCAAUUAAUCGCAUCCAAAAUAAAGGUUUGUUUACAUAAUAUACGUGUGUGUACUGUGUAUUUUUAUUACGUAUAUAUAAAUACACACAAGCAUGUAUGUAUUUAACAAAAAUAUAUUAUAUAAAAUAUUUAUAUUUAUAUAUACACAUAUAUAUAUAUAUAUAUAUAUAUAUAUAUAUACACACACACACACGUAAAUAUUUCUUAAAUAUAUACAUUUAUAAUAAAUAUACACUGUACACACACAUAUAUUAUGUGUAAACAAACGUUUAUUUUGGAUGCGAUUAAUCUCGAUUAAUCAUUUGACAGCACUAAUAAUUAAAUAGAAUUUAGUAAAUUAUCUUCUGAUUUGGAUUUGUGGUGAAAUAAGACCCAGACGUGUUUCUGACAGGUUUUGUGAGAUUCUCUUACUGCAUCAAGGAGUCAAUAUAUAAAAAAAAUUCUGCUUUCAAAACAUGUCACAUUAUCAAUAUUCAUAUGUUAAGUUCUAUAUUCACAUAAAAUAAUUCUUAUUAGGAACUAUUUUCUAAAUCAUAUUUAUCAAACUAUGUAAAUCAUAUUGUUUUUACCCUUUUCUGAUAACAUUUAAGCAAAAUGAGUAUUUGAAAAUCAUAUAAAUGAUUUUGCAUGUAUGAAUAAACAAACAAAAAAAAGAAAACAUAACGGCACUUAGUGCUAAUAAGGACAUAUACUCACAAACUCACUCUGGCCACCUUAAAUUCACAUUUAAAAACUGUAUACCAGCUUAUAUAAUCUUAUACAACUUAUAAAUCAUAUGAUAUAUAUAUACUGCAAAUUAGGUUAAUAAAAAUUGAUAAAGUAAACCAUAAUCAUCUGCUGUGCCUUUUCUUGAAGAUAAUCACUAAAGAGUAAUCUACUGUGCAAGUCUUCACAGACACCUGCUGUCUGUCAUUUCUGCAUAGACUGUCAUGUCAUACGAGACAUGCAAAAUGCAUAGCACACUUACUGGCAAAUCAGCAAAGCUUCUGCUUAGAGCCACUGGCUGUUCAUCAAAGAAUAUAUAAAAGGGACAAAAAGAUGUAUUAAAAGUCAAAAGAAACUACAAGAAAUAGUUUCUGAAUUAUCCCAGUUUUCCAUCCUGACAUCAUUUUCUCAGCUUCCCAGAAUUACACUUUUUUUUUUUUUUUUUUUU
Molecule: messenger RNA, 7722 nt
Organism: Ctenopharyngodon idella (grass carp)
Lineage: Eukaryota; Metazoa; Chordata; Actinopteri; Cypriniformes; Xenocyprididae
Gene: frmd4bb
Product: FERM domain containing 4Bb
Exons: 24
Coding region: 16-3099 (1027 amino acids)
Biological process (GO): establishment of epithelial cell polarity
Cellular component (GO): bicellular tight junction; cytoskeleton; adherens junction
Source: RefSeq, a predicted model, not a curated record